Molecule: messenger RNA, 2187 nt
Organism: Dipodomys spectabilis (banner-tailed kangaroo rat)
Lineage: Eukaryota; Metazoa; Chordata; Mammalia; Rodentia; Heteromyidae
Gene: Ttll11
Product: tubulin tyrosine ligase like 11
Exons: 10
Coding region: 1-2187 (728 amino acids)
Biological process (GO): microtubule cytoskeleton organization; protein polyglutamylation
Cellular component (GO): cilium
Molecular function (GO): tubulin binding; tubulin-glutamic acid ligase activity
Source: RefSeq, a predicted model, not a curated record
AUGAGACGGGGCAGCUGCGAGCGGGAGCUGGCGGCGCGGUGGGAGGCGGAGGCCGUGGCCGCGGCCCGGCGGGAGACGGAGGCCAGGGCGCUGGCGGCGCUGGGGCAGGUCAGCGUGGACGCGGGAGCGGCCGGGGAGCCCGAGCGCAAGGAGGGGGAGGAGGAGGCCAAGGCCCGGGCCCCGGCGCGGCCCCGCGCGGCCGAGGAGGGCGACGCCCGCGUGUCCCCGUCCAAGCCGAAGCCGGCCCCGGCGCUGACGCCGACGCCGACGCGAGGCCUCUGCCAGCAGGGGAAGCCCAGGGGCAAAGGCCGCGGCUGGAAGCGGAGCUCGGGCCGCAGGGCCGACGACGGCGGCUGGCAGCGGGUGGUCACCGUGGACAGCUCCAAGGCCAAGACCUCCCUGGAAGCCCUGAAGAUCAGCAUCCGCCAGCUCAGGUGGAAGGAGUUUCCAUUUGGCCGACGCUUGCCUUGUGACAUCUACUGGCAUGGAGUUUCAUUUCAUGACAAUGACAUAUUCUCUGGUCAAGUGAACAAGUUUCCAGGUAUGACAGAGAUGGUGCGUAAAAUCACCCUGAGCAGAGCUGUGAGAAUUAUGCAGACCCUCUUCCCCGAAGAGUACAACUUCUACCCUCGCUCGUGGAUUCUACCUGAGGAGUUGCAGCUCUUCACAGCUCAGGUUCAAGUGGUGAAAGAAGGUGACCCCUCCUGGAAGCCCACUUUUAUUGUGAAGCCUGAUGGUGGUUGUCAGGGUGAUGGAAUCUACCUCAUUAAAGACCCCAGCGACAUCCGCCUGACUGGGACCCUGCAGAGCAGGCCAGCAGUGGUCCAGGAAUACAUCUGCAAACCUCUCCUUAUCGACAAGCUCAAGUUUGAUAUUCGUCUGUAUGUUUUACUAAAGUCCUUAGAUCCCUUAGAGAUUUAUAUAGCCAAAGAUGGACUCUCUAGAUUUUGUACAGAGCCAUACCAGGAGCCCAACUCCCAAAACAUGCACCAUGUCUUUAUGCACUUAACCAACUACUCGCUGAACAUCCACAGCAACAACUUCAUCCACUCGGACAGUGCCAACACGGGCAGCAAGAGGACUUUCUCUAGCAUUCUUUAUAGACUGUCUUCCAAGGGUGUGGACAUCAAGAAGGUGUGGUCUGACAUCAUCUCCUUGGUGAUCAAGACUGUCAUUGCCCUGACUCCAGAGCUCAAAGUUUUCUACCACUUGGACAUCCCCACGGGGCGGCCGGGGCCCACCUGCUUCCAGAUUCUAGGCUUUGACAUUCUUCUGAUGAAAAACCUGAAGCCUAUGCUACUUGAAGUAAACGCAAAUCCCAGCAUGAGAAUUGAACAUGAGCACGAACUUUCUCCAGGGGUGUUUGAAAAUGUCCCCAGCCUGGUGGAUGAAGAGGUGAAAGUGGCUGUCAUCAGAGACACUCUGCGCCUCAUGGACCCACUGAAGAAGAAAAGAGAGACCCACUUUUCCGAUGCCUUUAUGGACAGAAAAUACAGAAUCCUUCCUGUUUCUGACAGAAUUUCUGCAGUGAAGCUUAAGUUUUUGAAGCUUUCCGUAGUCAGGUCUCAGCAGCUUGGAAAAACAGUAGCCAGAAAGGAAGAUGUGGACAGCAAGAACGCUGCGGGAGCCAACAGCAGCCCUGAGGCCCACCUGCCCUCCAUUUGCCUCAAACAGGUGUUCCCCAAGUACGCAAAGCAGUUCAACUACCUGCGCUUGGUGGACAGGAUGGCCAAUCUGUUUAUCCGAUUCCUGGGAAUCAAGGGGACUAUGAAGCUGGGACCCACCGGCUUUCGUACCUUCAUAAGGAACUGCAAGCUGAGUAGCAGCAGCCUGUCCAUGGCCGCCGUGGACAUUCUCUACAUCGACAUCACCAGGAGGUGGAACUCUGUGACCCUGGACCAGCGAGAGUCAGGGAUGUGUCUGCAGGCAUUUGUAGAAGCUUUCUUCUUCCUGGCCCAGAGGAAGUUCAAGAUGAUGCCGCUCCACGAGCAAGUGGCCUCGCUGAUCGACCUGUGCGAGUACCACCUGUCCCUGCUGGACGAGAAGCGCCUGCUGUGCAGCGGGGUGGGACGGCGGGGGACAGCGCCUGACCACAGCCUUCCGCAGGAGACAGUCCCCACUGCCCAGUCCACGGGCACCAUCGUGGGGGCCAGUAAGCUCUCCUACUCCAAGCCUGCUCUGUCCUGA